UGUUUUACUUUCACUGCAAAAUAUUUUGAAAUUGAGCUUUCCAGCAGGGUUAUUUAUCCAGCCCAUGUGGUUUAGGAGCACUGCAGAGGGUUUCAGGUGCUACCUCUCUGCCUCACUGGGGCUUGGGACAAUGAACUGAAUCCCAUAAACAGAUAAUUUAGGCACCUGGGACUAAAGCCAUGAAAGGAAGUAGCUGCCUGGUAGUGGCUUAGCUCAGCAUGUUUCAGUCCAAAGUACAGAUCCUUAACCUUUGUUUGGCUGUUACCGAUUCAGAAAGCCCCUGAAAAUCCAUUGGCACCUUCAUUUCCUCAAUGAGCACCAGGAUGUCCCCUACUGGAACUCUGGCACACUGUGUCUCUGGAUGAACUGACUAUCAACACCCUCAAGAAAAAUGGAAGCAGAAGCACAGAUGUCUGUCUCUCCUCAUUCCCAUCCUUGGGCUGUGGGCACUCUUCCAUGAAGCAUUUGGGUUCUCUGCUUGGCCUCCCCUCUCUGGAGGAAUUUGGUUACAAGAGGAGGGUGGUCCCGAGGGAUCUGUAGUCACUGCACGCAGUCUUGGAAAGAGAAUGACAAUUACUCAGCCCAAGUGGAGAAAAGGGCUGUCACCCAGGAUCCAGCAGACAGCAUAAGAUAUUGACGUAAUUAUUGGCACAGGGAUAAGAGAUAUGUCUUGUGCCUCAAGAGCUUGUCCCCUCACAACAUAGAUCAGAGAACGCACAGUGAAGGCUGGCUCUCAUGAUUCAGGUGAGGAGUCUGCAUUAGAUCUUUUAUCCAGACAUGGAGACUGUCAUGGGAAGAAUGAGUGGCAGCAGCUGGAGCACCUAAUUCCCCCUGAGGGCUGUGGCUUGAAGGCAUACUUCUUUUGUCGGCAUACUAUUGUCGGCAUUUUCCCUUGGCCAGCAUCCCUCUGCCUCCCAUGCCAGCUGUUCAGGAGCCCAGUCCACAGGUGUCUUGCUGUCUCCACAGACUGGAAAAGGAGCCUUGGCAGCAGGGAUCUGCUUCACACCGUAGGAUGUUCUGGCUACUUGGCUCGUCAGGGGAUUUAAUGCUGCUUGAUUUCCCUGAAGUUAUGCAUGAAGCAUCUCAUAGGGAGUGAAUUAGACUUGUCUUCCAGUUCUGCUGGAGCCACUGCAUACCCUUAGCUGGGCAUCUCAGAUCCUUAGCUUGGUUCUCAGCUGAGCAGAGGAGCUCAGCUCACCAGUAACUAUCAGUGAGUCUUUUCCCCAUCUCCGAAAUCCCUAAAGAGGUAAAUCGCUGUUUUUCUCUCCCCUUCUUUAUUCUAAUGGCUUUUAAGUACUGUAAUUACCUUUCUCUUGCCGAUGAACUGAGAAGGAAUAACCUUCCUAAAGCACAGUGGGCUUAACAAGGCAAAAUCUGCCGAGUCAAGGAGAAGUGUUUGCAUCAUCUGAGAGAGCAACAGCAAUCCCAAGUGACUCCAUGACUAAUUUGCCACGUGUCAUUAAUUAUGUCUUAUCUCAGCAGGGUAAUUGGGACUCACGGUUUUCCUGUGUGUGCUCCUAACAGCUCAUGCUAUGGAAGAGAAGGUUCAGAACAAACGUACUUAGAGCAAAGAGCACGGUGGUAAAGGAAGAGUCACACGGUGUUGCACUGCAAACCAUGAGGCACUUGGGCAGGGCGGAUACUCCUCUGGUUUGUCUCUGACAUUGCAACCUGGAGACAAGUCAUUUCUCUAACGAGGCCAUGCAAACAUCAUGUGUUCCUCCGUGGAAAGAAGGGGAGAAGGCCAGGAGCAACAGGACACAGGGUAACCCAGUGACACUGAAUCUGGGAGUCUGAUGAAAGCUUCCCCUUGGGAUUACUGUUGCACAAACACAACUACCAACAGCUAAGGGAUAACUGCUCUGACUGUCAAGCUGAGCUAAUGACAGAUCUGAAGAAGUGUCAACACUGCAACCGAAAAAGCUCGAAGCAGCAGGAAUGUCGUUCGCAGGGGAGAUGGGAGUCACAACAAAUACACUUUUCAGGGUUGGUUACUCCUGACUAAUGGCAUGCCGUUUUCAGCAAGUAAAGCCAAAACCUUGCCCACAGACAGCAGCACUCUCCAGAGGAGUCCUGUGCCUGCUCUGAGCAGCAGCAGAUUAGAACAAGAAGUGCUCAAGCACAUCCUCACUGCCAAGCUUUCUUUGGAAAAGAGCCGUAACUCUGUAACUUUGGACUAAGAAACUGAGAACAUCGAGGCAUUUCUAAACCUACCAACUGUUGAUAUCAGGGUAGGAGCCCCAACAUCCUCUCUCUGUGUCUUGGAUGGCCAAAAGCAUGGUGAAUGACUGUUUUAAUGGUGCAACAGGACGUUGAACUGGAUCUCGCAGAACAGCUCAUGGAAAGGAAAGGCUCUCUGACACACAACAACGUCACUGGGGAGGGAACUGUAAUGUCGGGGAAGGCAUCUGGAGGAUGAAUCCAGGAGUAAACCAACCACUUCAAGUUGACAAGUAAUAAUGAAGCUGUGUCAGUCCAUCAUGGACAUGGAUAUGCCAGAUUACGUCGACUCCCUGGACUCCUCUUAUACCAUGCUAGAAUUUGAAAACCUUCGGGUUCUUCCAAACAACACUGAGGAGGCUAAUGGGCGCUGUUCAAUGCCUGCAGAGAACAUUACAGCUGAAUCAGCCAACAACAACCUGCUCAGCAAUGGCAUUGGCUCCCUUUGCUCCAUCUGUGGGGACCGGGCGACAGGCAAACACUAUGGGGCAUCCAGCUGCGAUGGCUGCAAAGGCUUCUUCAGGAGGAGCGUCCGCAAGAACCAUGUCUAUUCCUGCAGGUUCAGCCGACAGUGCGUGAUAGACAAAGACAAGAGGAACCAGUGCAGGUACUGCAGGCUGAAGAAGUGCUUCAGAGCAGGCAUGAAGAAAGAAGCGGUGCAGAACGAGCGCGACAGGAUCAGCAUCCGCAGGAGCAGCUACGAGGACAACGGCUCGCUGUCCAUCAGCGUGCUCACCCAGGCCGAGGCGAUGGCACAGCAGUAUUUGCCUCUGAGCCCCGUGCACAGUGCAGACAUCGCAAUGAAGAAAGUGGCGACCAUCAACGACGUGUGCGAGUCCAUGAAGCAGCAGCUGCUGGUGCUGGUGGAGUGGGCCAAGUACAUCCCUGCGUUCUGCGAGCUGCCGCUGGACGACCAGGUCGCCUUGCUCAGAGCCCACGCGGGGGAACACCUACUCCUUGGGGUAGCCAAGCGGUCCAUACCCUACACCGAUUUUCUAUUAUUAGGGAAUGACUUCAUCAUCCCAAUGCACUGUCCAGAGCUAGAAAUCGCUCGUGUGGCCACCAGGAUCUUGGAUGAGCUGGUGAAGCCCUUGCGGGACAUCCAGAUCGAUGACAAUGAGUACGCGUGCCUCAAAGCCAUCAUCUUCUUUGAUCCAGACUGCAAAGGCCUGAGCGAGCCUGGGAAGGUGAAAAACAUGCGUUUCCAGGUCCAGGUCAACCUGGAGGACUACAUCAAUGACCGCCAGUACGAUUCCCGGGGCCGGUUCAGCGACAUCCUCCUGCUGCUGCCCCCGCUGCAGAGCAUCACCUGGCAGAUGAUCGAGCAGGUCCAGUUCGUCAAGCUCUUUGGUGUGGCAAGGAUCGACAGCUUGCUGCAGGAGAUGCUGCUGGGAGGAACCACCAUUGAUGUCCAGUACCAGUCAGGACCUCCCAGUCUCAACCUGGACCCGCUGCCAGGACACGUCCUCCCAGGCAACAUGAGCUCUGUGAUUCACGCCGUCCCAGACCCAUCUCCUGAACCAUCCCUUCCAUCUCCUUCUACAAGCACAGGCAGCGAAGACUAUAAACUAGGCUCUAGCGCAGGGCCCAGCACCGUAGCACAGCUCUUACCUCAGACACUGAUACCCAAGCAGGAGAUUUUAUAGGGAGAGGUGGAAGGAGAAGCUGGGAGCAAUGUGGAAACCGCGCAGAAAGUGAACCAGGUCCUUUCUUUUUGCAGAGGCAAAGCACAGCAAUCCCCUGCCUGCCACCGGACCUGGGGGUCACGCUCUUCCCUGUCAGUGAGUAAAGCAGCAGGCACCAAGCUGCAGCAGGAGCAUCACCAUGGGUCAUCCCAACAGCUCAUCCCACUGAUCUCACCCUCAUUUCACACGGACCAAGACUGUAAGCUCUUCAGAGCAGGCCUUGAUUGCGUUUGUUAUCACCUAGCUUCCUGUGAUCACAGCCCUUCUGAAGCCUCUGGUUGCUAUCAUCAUAAAAACAAACACCCUGUGCAGCUCCUGUAAAUUGGCAACGAGUACAGCCUGCACUGAAUUAUCAGUAUGGAAAGGUCUAUCCCCAUUCAAAAUGUAAUUGCACUCCUAAUUCUCCCACUGCAAAUUAAGCUUUAGAAAGAACAUCUUCCUAACUCUUCCAUCUUCAUUACCCUCCCAGAUGUGACUUGCUCCACACAGACCAGCUAACCUUUAAUACCGGUCAGUUCUUAUUUGUGAGCAGGAACGGCAAGGUCUCAACAUUUUGAUAUUUUCCAUACUCCACACUGUAUUUGGAGUCCGUCGGUGAGGCAUUUGCAUCCUCUGCUUUAUUGGAGUAUAUAUACCUAAAACCACUCAGAGACAGCAGCAAGGAGCUCUGCAUCUGACCAUGGUCUGGCAAAACCCACAAGCAGUAAGCUCAAGAAACCAGCUCUAACCAUGGUACGACUUAAAACAAUCCCCACAGAUGACUAUACGACCUCAAACAUGCCUAAAGUGCAGUCGCAGGUACAGUGUUUAUUUGUAUAAAUUGAACAUCACUAGAAAGCAGACUCCUGGAUUUCCAUAGAGCUGAUGUUCCUUUCCAUAAAGCCCAACGCCCUCCAUCAGUCAGCUCUUGAGGCAUUAAGGACAGACUUAUAUUGAAUUGUAAGACACAAGGGGGAAUUCUUUGUUCUGUCACAGCACAUGAAACUGCCAGCCCACAAGCACGGACCCGUCCAUCACAACGCUGAGAUGAUGGUGCCCAGCAAAGGCUUCGUGAGGCUCAUGGCACUCGUGCUCGAGAAGCACUCUGAGAUCCUUGGAUGGAAUACACUACACAAAUGCAAUCUUAAUGCAAAAGGAAGAGCAUCCGAACCUGCACCAAAAGGGUGUUCCUUUGUCCUGUUUGGGGAGCUAUUUUAGAGUUACUGUUCCACCGUACAACAGAUUUGAGAACCACUGAAGCCUGGGUUGAGUUUCACCCAGCAUCUCAAUGUUUUAUUUUUCUAAUAUCUGUGAUGAAUUUGACCUGAUAUUACACACUGAUCGCUUUGAUUUGACACAGCUGUAUCUGGAGAACAAGUUCCACUGCGAGCGUUUCUGCUGCAUCUGUUCCUGUGUAACACUGCUUCCAGUUCCUCCAUCAUGUAAAUUACACUGCUCUGCUCGAAAUUAAAUAUACAUUUAUACCCAUUAAUGGUAAGAAAAUAAAUCUAGUGGAAAUAAAUUCCAUAUGGUUCACA
This is a messenger RNA of Numida meleagris (helmeted guineafowl), 5422 nucleotides long. Its product is annotated as hepatocyte nuclear factor 4-beta-like. Gene Ontology annotation, molecular function: nuclear receptor activity; zinc ion binding; RNA polymerase II cis-regulatory region sequence-specific DNA binding. Lineage: Eukaryota; Metazoa; Chordata; Aves; Galliformes; Numididae. The record is from RefSeq and is a predicted model, not a curated record. The coding region runs from base 2460 to 3866 and encodes 468 amino acids. Gene Ontology annotation, cellular component: nucleus. The transcript has 16 exons. Gene Ontology annotation, biological process: cell differentiation; anatomical structure development; positive regulation of transcription by RNA polymerase II.